CCUACCACUUGAUUUUAUGUAUUGCCUGGCAUUACGAAAAUAUAGCUAUACAUAUACAUACAUACAGAUUGUAAAACGACGUAAUAAAUUUCAUAAAUUCUAAAUUUUGAAUAUAAAAAAUAAAGAGACAAAAAUGAAUGUUUUUGUAAAAUCUCUUGUACCAGUAGUUAAACCAGUAUCUCUGGUAAAAUGUAUUUCAACAACUUGUGCGCAUUACAAGGCCGAUUUUCAGGAUGUAAUUCAUCCAGAAAGCCAAAAACUUGACAUACCAUUAUAUGAGAAACGUAGUGAAGAGAAUAAAGAUGUUAAAAAAGCUCGACUAUUAUAUCAAUCUCGUAAACGUGGUAUGUUAGAAAAUGGUCUUAUUUUAAGUACAUUUGCUAAGAAAUAUUUAUCCAGCUUUGACGAUAAACAAUUACACUUGUAUGAUUGUCUUAUCAAUCUGCCAACAAAUGAUUGGGAUAUAUUUUACUGGGCGACAGGUGCCAAACCCACUCCACCUGAAUUUGAUAAUGAAGUUAUGGAUUUGUUAAAAAAACAUGUCAAAAAUGCAGACCGUCAGACAAGAAUAAUGCAACCUGAACUAUGAUUAUUAUAAUAUUUAGUUAUAAAGUAUUUAACAGCCUAAAUUUUUAUUUUAACUUCAUGAAAAAAUAAAGUUAUACUGUAAUAAUAAGUUAUUUAUAAAAGUUAUUAAUUUAAUUAACGUUAUUUAGCAUUAUUUAAUUAUUUAAAAUUGUAGAUAAAUAUGUUGUAUUUAUGGUAAAUAUAACAUGUAGAAUAUAAAUAAAUGAUAGAUAAUGUAUAUCUACAAAAGUAAGUUGUUACAUCAAUAAAUAAUUGGAAAAGUA
This is a messenger RNA of Bombus terrestris (buff-tailed bumblebee), 851 nucleotides long. Its product is annotated as succinate dehydrogenase assembly factor 2, mitochondrial. The record is from RefSeq and is a predicted model, not a curated record. Bases 134 to 589 code for a protein of 151 amino acids. Gene Ontology annotation, biological process: mitochondrial electron transport, succinate to ubiquinone; protein-FAD linkage; mitochondrial respiratory chain complex II assembly. Gene Ontology annotation, cellular component: mitochondrion. Lineage: Eukaryota; Metazoa; Arthropoda; Insecta; Hymenoptera; Apidae. The transcript is spliced from 3 exons.